Messenger RNA from Physella acuta, 4122 nucleotides. RefSeq lists its product as uncharacterized. Gene Ontology annotation, molecular function: GTP binding. Gene Ontology annotation, biological process: protein autoprocessing. NCBI's taxonomy places the organism in Eukaryota, Metazoa, Mollusca, Gastropoda, Physidae. The record is from RefSeq and is a predicted model, not a curated record.
UGGUCACAGCUGGUUGCUUAGUUUUUAUACACAGUGAAUGACUCACAGUGUGUGCAUGAAAAUAGUGGGUUAAAAGAAGAAUAAUUUUCUUCGAGUCCCAUUUGACGUAGUGGUGUAGGCCUAAGCUCGCUAACCAAACUGCAGAAAGAAAUGUAUUUCAUUUAUUAGUGUGCCGGUAGGCCUAAAGUCAGUUUAAUAAUAAAAGUUAAUAAACAAUGGCAAGAUUAGUUCCUUACAAGGAAGGAAUGUCACUUCAAGAUCUUUUUGACGGAAAAAGUUGUAAUUUACUAACUGACUGCGAAUACGUGCUUUCUGACUCAACAAAUACAAUUAAAAAAACUGUGGUCAAUGAAUGGAGUUCUUGCUUUUCUCUGGUGGAAUCUUUUGAUGAUGUCUGUGAUGUUUUGAUGAUACCUAAAGAAUACGCCCUUAAGGCUCAGACUGGUCACAUCCAAGACGAGAUGGUGAAACAGGCGCUGCUUGGGCUCGAAGCACCAAACUCACUGAUGCUUAUUUUAAGACAAACGUUUGUUAAGCAAAGAAUUAAUUUGGAGAAGAACGUUUCAUCACUGGCGGAACAUUACCGAGAUUUUAGAUCAAAAAAUGGCCAACAAAAAGCAACACAUUGGGUCAAAGGUUUAGACGUUGGUAACGAAAUAGUUGUAAUGUUACAUUUCUAUGGCACUGAUAAGAGCGAGAUUAAUGGAAUAAGACUUGAGUUACAAGAAAAGCUUUGCUCCAAUAAAGGAUCGAUUGAGGAAAACAAAUUAGAUGCAAUUUUUAUAUGUGCAGCAUGGAUCGAUACAAAUUUUCGUGCGACAUAUUUGAAAAAUACUAAAUGUAUCAUACACGUCAGUGGUCCAAAUGCUGUUUGUAUACGCAACACAACAGAGUCCAUAAAGUUACUAAAAACCUUUUACGCGUUUAAAAAAAAAUGGUCCAAAACAGAAGAAUACACCAUAUGUUCUGCGGAGAAACAACAUCAAAUGGCAGAACACGAAAAUGUACAAGGUGAACCUUCCAAAUUUCUCAAGACAGAAUUUUACAACAUACGAGUCAAUUUACAGAACUUUGUUGAAGAUGGUGCGUUGCUGACAGGGUCGAGUGUUAUUUCUGCUGAUAGUCUCGAAGCUGGGAAUAUUUACACAAAUUUAUAUUCAUUGUUGGUGGCAUGUCCAAAAGUCGUUAGUAAAUUAGAGUGGUUGCUCACGAAGAAAGAAUUCCUUUUUAUUGUGGAAAGAGAUCACAGUAUUUACAAGCAGGAUUUGAUUCAACUUUCACAGAAAGUUCAAGAAGCUAUUGCUCAACUAAAUUUACAGUUGAUAGAUACACAACAGCUGAGUUGGGUCGAACAUGAAAAAAAUAAACCUUGCUCAAUCGACGAUUAUGUUAAAAAGGUUACCCACACACUUCCUCCAGGUGAUGACAUACAACUAAUCGUAGUUGGGAAAAGUGGUCACGGGAAAAGUACAACGGCAAAUCGGAUUUUAGAGAAAGACGUUUUUAAAACAGGUUCAGGAUUUUCCUCGGUUACCAAAGACUUAGAUUCAAACAUUCAAAGCUCGAGAGUUGAUAAUCGCCAUUUAACAUGUGUUGAUACACCAGGCGUUUUUGAUACGGACAUUAUACAAGGUUCAACAAUAUACUCAGCUAUGAUAGAAGCCAUUAGUAAAGGAAUUUCGAGGUGCAGUGAUGGUUUUCAUGCAAUCAUAAUUAUUAUUAGGUAUAAUACAAGAAUCACACAAGAGGAAAUAAAAUGCAUUGAGAUGCUGCAGUCAUUAUUUGGGAAAGAUGCUCUCGAAUCACAUGGAAUUAUUGUGAUGACUUAUGGAGAUAAUUUUAAAAAGGAUGAAAACAAUAUCAAUAUUUCAUUCACUGAUUGGCUGAGUAGCCAAAAUAAUACGUAUGCUAAACGUCUAUUGCAAAAAUGUAAUAAUCGAUGUGCGUUAUUUGAUAAUACAACAAACGAUAAGGUACUACGAAAGGAACAAUUAGUUCUUCUGAUAAAUCACAUAGAUUCAUUGAGGGGUUCACUUUUAACAAAUGAGUUAUUUGCAAAGGCAAGAGAGCUAAGAGCCAGAUUUAUUAAAGACAGCAUCUAUUUAAAAGAUAUAUUUAUACAUUCUUGUGAUUCAAUCUUUAAAGAUUUGUGUAGUUUGAAAAAUGGUUUACCUAUAGAGGAAAAUACUGUUAAAGAAAUAGAACAUCUUUAUGUAAUAUUAGGAACCCCAACAAAUGGUGAAAUAAUGCAUUUGCACACUGCUUUGAAUUGUGUAAAAGCUAAAUACUCUGAAAACAGCGCCAUUAGUCAACCUCUUCUCAAAAACGACAACGCUAUUAAAACUCUACUCGAAUGCUUAAGUUUAAUUGUAUAUGAAAAUCAAAGAAUUGCAUUGAUGGUAUAUAACAUAAUUCGUCGCUUAAUUGAGUGUUUUCCCGGGAGUUCAAUUGCUUACCUUGAAUGUGGGAGAGCUAUCAAAAUAGAAAACUUGACGACCGGAAUGAAAGUUCUAGCGAUUGAUGAAAACAGAGGAGUUAUCUACGAUGAGAUCUACAUGUUUGGCCAUCAAGAGAAAGAUGGUCAAACAUUAUUUGUUGUACUUCAAACUGAAUCUGGACAAGUCACACUUUCACAAGAUCAUCUUAUUUUAUGUAGAAAAAACAACAAGGAAGAUUUUGUUGCUGCAAGUGUUGUCGGAGUCGGAGAUGAACUUCUUACAAGAGCGGAUCCAGGCUUUGGUUGGUCUAAGGUGGUAAAAAUAACCUACAAAUUGGAGAGAGGCAUGUACGCACCUUUCACCAGAAGCGGCACAAUUGUGGUUGACAGUGCUGUGGCUUCCUGCUACAUUGAUGUGCUACCACAUCACGUUAGCCACGUGAUGCUGUCACCUAUGAGAUGUCUGUACAGGAUGUCACCAUCAGUGUUAAGUCAUAUCAACGGUGCACCUGAUGUCUAUCCGGUUCCACCUUGGGCACGUGCAGCGCUCAAACUUUUGGGAUACGGUAAAAGAAAACACAUAAAAGAUAAAUGAAGCAAACACAAACCAAACUCUAACAACUACUUACCGUUAAGUGCAAUGUAUUUUAAAUGUAGCUUAAAUAAAACAAUUUUUCUUUUAAUUUCUGACGCUUAGUACAUUGAAAAAUGUUGAAAUCCAUUACUUCACAAACUGAAAUGUGCUAAAUAUAACUUGGUUUUAACCUCCUUUAAAUUGGUGUUGGAAAAGUUAUUUCAUUUUUAAUUGUAAUAAAAUGUAUGCAUAAAAAUAUCUUGAGAGAGAAUCGUAUGACAUUAUAAAGUAAAAAGCUUUAAAAAAUGUUUCUAAUUAAUGUAUUUUUAAAUGACAAUAAAAUGUUGCUUGCUUACAGUAUUGUAAUGUAAUGUUCCAAAUAUAAUUAACACUUAUAUUCAACAAUCAAAGUAAUACACACUGGUAUUAUUACUGUUGUCUAACUUGUUAAAACCAUAAUUUGCAAUAGAAAUGUUAAAUGAUGUAAUGGAAAGUAAAAAAAAAAUUCUGAAUUACAUGAAUUACUUGUUUCAUGUUUGCAGACUAUAACACAUUGUUCAAAAGGUAUUCAUAUGAUUGUUUUAAAACAUUUUAAUUUAACGAAACUGUAUUAAAUAUGAAUAAGUGUUAUUCGUUUAUCAGCAAAUAAAACAUUUUUAUUGUCUUCCUACUAUGUUUAGAUUACUAUUUUUAGCUAAUAUUCCCAAAAUAGCCUUCACUCUAGCCACGAACAUAAUCAUGAGUUUAGAAUUCACUUUAGCCCUGAAUAUUGCUUCGACCAUAAACAUGAUCUUAAUAACCAUGCUAGCAAAAAAACAAAAAACCAAACAAACAACACUAGUAUAUUAUACCUUAUGGUCCUGCCACCGUUUUUUUUAAAUAUUAAAACCAAUUCUGGAACUAAAACGAGGCCUAUGUACAAGCUAACAUUAAAUAAACAGAAAUGAGGAUGUAAGAUGAUGUAAGAUAUAACGAGGAUGUGUUGUAUAAUGAAAGAGAUUAUUGUGAUGAUCAAAUUUACCUAUGACUUAGAGGUUUGAUUUUAUGUCGUAUUGUACUUGUGGCUUCUUCUUUUGCAUAAAAUACACAUUUUUUAAAACAAUAAACACAU